Molecule: messenger RNA, 1133 nt
Organism: Carassius auratus (goldfish)
Lineage: Eukaryota; Metazoa; Chordata; Actinopteri; Cypriniformes; Cyprinidae
Gene: gngt2a
Product: guanine nucleotide binding protein (G protein), gamma transducing activity polypeptide 2a
Exons: 3
Coding region: 549-758 (69 amino acids)
Biological process (GO): G protein-coupled receptor signaling pathway
Cellular component (GO): heterotrimeric G-protein complex
Molecular function (GO): G-protein beta-subunit binding
Source: RefSeq, a predicted model, not a curated record
CCCUUUUGUCUAAAUGGUUCCAUAAAGAACCUUUAAUAUUUGAACAAUCUUUCUGUGUCUCAAAAGGUUCUUUGUGGCUAAAGAAGGUUCUUAAGAUUAUAAAAAGGUUAGAAAGAGAUGGCUCUUUUUCAUAGACCCUUUGACUGAAUGGUUCUUCUAUGGCACCGCUGUGAGGAACCUUUUAAGCUCCUUUAUUUUAAAUAGUGUACCAACUUCAACUUUUCUCCACGUUACAUGAAAUCUUGCAAGAAGAACAGCCCACAUGCACUGACAAAUAAACCGCUCUGCCUUGAUUUUAGGUGAUUUGACUUCAUUAAUUACCAAGAUGGCUUAAGCUGAUUAGAAAUCUGGAUGGAGGAAGUGUGCUUGUUGGGGAUCAGUCUCCACCCCUCUCAGCUCUUACCAUCUGGAGGUAAUCCUGAAGAGGCGAAGGCAGCAGACCGAAGCGCCCAGUUCAUCCCCAGACCCCAAACCCUGUACAUGGUCCCCUAAAGUGCAGAGAGCGACCCGUUCCCUCCAUUGGCUGCCCCACUGAACAAUAGGGCAAGAUGGCACGGGAUAUGUCCGAUAAGGAAAUCCUUAAAAUGGAGUUGGAACAACUCCAGAAGGAGGUGAAGAACACUAGAGAGCCUGUUUCUAAAACUGCAAAGGAGAUUUGUGAGUGGGUAGAGGCCCAAUCUGCAGAAGAUCCUCUCAUAAAAGGAGUUCCUGAAGACAAAAACCCCUUCAAGGAGAAGGGUGGCUGCAUAAUAACUUAGCACAUGUGAUUUCUUGUGGCAAAAUUAUAUGAGGAUGUUUUAGUUUGUGCAAAUGAGCUGUUUAGCAGUCUGUUAUCCAAACCUCAAUGAGGAGUGAGCACAUUGUGCUUAGCAUUGGCAUCUCCACUAGACACCAUAUACACGGCAAGACUUGAACAAAUACUUGACCUUACAGAGUCAAAAACAUAUUGGUUUUAGCUGUGUGUAAGCGAUCUACUCUUAUACUGAUCAAAGGCAGCCCACUUGAAGCUAACUCUUUGUAAAUAAAACAAGUAACUUCGUAACUGAACUACUGUAAAUCCAUUCUUGUUCCAUCUCCCAUCAUUCCAUUUUCAAAAAAAUAAAGUCGCAUUCAGAAAGCACACACAAAAAUGA